GUUUUUGAACAAACUUAUGACGGCCAGUGUCUCUUCUAGUCCUUGCUGGAACCCUGAAGACUCUCUAAGAUGGAAUGUUUGGCGGGCUUCGCACCACCACUGGCUGCUGCUACUAUGCGCCCAUCUCUAACAUGCGCCUUCAAGAAAACCAAAAAUGGCGGCUUGAGAGCGAAGCUUAACGACGUAGACGAGGACCCACUAUAUCAAUCCGCUCUAUAUCGCGCUUCUCUUCGUUUUCAGGAGACCCAUCUUUCAGAGCCUCUUUUUGUCGAUGCCUAUGCUGGGUGCUUUCUUCCUUCUAAUAUUGAGACGGAUAUGAAGCACCGCUUGCACCAUUACUGCCUUGCAACUAAGUUCAUUGAUGAUAAGUUGCUUAGUACAAUGAACAAUAUUGAUGGAGUUAAGCAGGUUGUUUUGUUGACAGAUGGCAUGGACACUCGGCCUUAUAGGCUCAGCUGGCCAACUUCAACCUUAAUAUUUGACAUAUCUCCAGAAAGUGUAUUCAGAAGAGCAGCUCAAAAGCUUGACGAUGUCGGAGCUAAGAUUCCAAGAAGCUGCUUGCUACUUCAUGCUCCACUGGAAACCUCUAAUAUUCAAGAAACUUUGUGCAGUAAAGGAUUCAGUGGUAAUCGGCCUAGUAUAUGGGCAUUUCAGGGUCUCCCUGUGAUGACACUCGCAAAUUUUGAAGAGAUAUUAUUCAUUGUUAGUAGUUUGGCCAUGAAGGGAUGUCUUCUUUUGGGAGAAUUUCCUGCUUGGUUGACUGAAACUAAAGUCGGGGUCAAGUGCUCAAAGGAAUGGAUGGACAGGCUUUUCAUGAGCAAUGGUUUCCGAGUGGACAUGAUUGGGUACGAUGAAGUCGCCAGGAACCUAGGUAAAGAACCAGCAUCAGGAGACUACAAAAACAUACUUUUCGUUGCAGAACAUUUGCGAUUUUCUGACAAUCAGAUGGAAACCUGGAGGAGAGAAUUUCAAAGGGUAGAGGAAGAAGGUGAUGAAGAAGGAUUUGAGGAGCUCUAAAUGUAAAAUGAAUCAUAUAUAUAUAUAUAUAUAUAUAUAUAUAUAUAUAUAUAAUCGAAAUACUCUAAACAUAAAAAAUUAUUAAUAUAAUAUGGAUAAACUCUUUUCGACAUUGAUAUAUAAAACAUUCAAUUCCUGUGUU
Messenger RNA from Cornus florida, 1159 nucleotides. RefSeq names its product O-methyltransferase 1, chloroplastic. NCBI's taxonomy places the organism in Eukaryota, Viridiplantae, Streptophyta, Magnoliopsida, Cornales, Cornaceae. The record is from RefSeq and is a predicted model, not a curated record. Gene Ontology annotation, biological process: methylation. The transcript is spliced from 7 exons. Gene Ontology annotation, molecular function: methyltransferase activity. Bases 70 to 1017 code for a protein of 315 amino acids.